AUGCGGCUCGACUCGCCCGGACUCACGGGACCACCCACGACGACGAGAGGAAAGAGGAAGAGGAAGAAGAAGAAGACGGAGGAGGACGACGAGGAGUCCCGCGUCGUCUAUCGUUGUUGUUCUCUCUUUCGUCGAAUCGCAACCCCUAAACAAGAACGACGUGGUAACGUCGUUAUCGCCGAGCGGCAACGUCAACGACAUCAUCGGCAUCAGCAUCAUCGCCGACAACAACAACAGCAGCAACAGCAACAGCAGCAGCAGCAACAACAACAACAACAACAGCAGCAGCAACAACAACAACAACAACAACAACAACAACAACAACAACAACAACAACAUCAACGACGGCGACGUCGUCGGCGUCGAAGACAGCAGCUGCACGGAGAACACGAGGACGGGCCAGCAGCUAGAAACGCCACUGCCUUUCGCGCCUCUCGCCACCCUCCUUUCCGCAGUGUGGUGCGCGCGCGUUAUCACGCGGUCACACCGACCUUGGAAGCCGAGCAGGGAGAACGCCGAGCGGAUCGGCUCUCAGCGACGCGACCACAACGACGACGGUGGGCUGUUGCUCCUACCUCCCAGUCGAGAAAGAAAAGAGGACUCGCUGGACGCCGUAGAAGAUCAUCUCUUUUCAACGAUCGAAUCUUUCUGCGUGGUUACACCGUCGAACGAUUCUCGGUACGCUCUUAUCCCGCGUCAAAUGGAUUCGCGAACAGUGCGAUUUUUCUCACGGGUACUUCUUCUUCUCUCGAUGUGCUUGCUAACACUGCCUUUAAUGACGAUGACGAUGACGAGGACGAAACAGAGAACAUAUCGUCGUGCCGACGGCCGGCGAUGGACGUAUUCGUCGAACCCUCGUCGACGAUCGAGAUCGAUGCUACGCGAUGUCACUCGUGGACUAUCGAAAAUAGUGGAAACGGAAUCGGAACUGACGACGCAACCGUCGUCGAUCGCGAUGCAUCGGCUCAUUUAUCGAACGCUAAUAAGAAUAGAGAGUCUUCCAGCUAUCGUCUUCAACAAGAAGAGGAUCGAAGCGAUAGCUUCGAAGAACGAGAAAGAGUCGUCGUCGACGACUUUGACUUUGAGCGUGAAAGAAAGAGAAGAAAAGGAAGAGAAACUCAAGGAAACAACGAGUAUCCUGAUGGGUUUCCACAGUCGACUCUUAGUCGGAGAGAAGGAAACUGGUCGAACGAAUCUAACGCGAAUCUUAGGAUCGUUCUCGAGGAGAGUAAUUCGAGAAUCGCACAUCGCCGAUGUCAGGAGCAACAACGUCAACAACAACAGCAACAGCAUCACCAACAGCACCGCCAUCCCUAUCACCACCAUCACCACCAACAGCAGCAGCAACAGCUGCCUCGUCGCGGCAGGAAUUACGGACUGCUCCUUCUCCUGUACCUCCUGACGUGGCCGUUGUUGUGCUCGAGCAACAGUUCGAGCCAACAUCCAUCCUCGGCUGGCUUUGGACAAAAGGCGGCUGCCCUCAGCAGCGGUGCGAAUCUCAUACGAGAACGAAACGACAGCGAUAGAAAUAAUAGGAACAACCACAACAACAGCAACAACAACAAAACGGCGCCGAGAGGCUCACCGUUGUCCUCAUCGUCCAACGACGCGGCGCAACAAUAUAUUCGAAGCGACGAGGACGAUCAACGUCGCUAUCGCCAGGAGGCAGACUCGAAAGCUCAACAAAUGGAAAUGGAAGAGUUUUAUCAGGAUCAGCAGGCUAUCCCUGAGAUCACUGAUGCGCAUCCUUACAACGAAUACGCUUGGGAGGUGAACCAGAUAAAUCCUUGGCUGUCGGCCUGCGAUCUGGCGGGUCCAGCGCCGGCCGAUCUUCAGGGUAGCUGUGGUCCACCGGAAGUUCCAAAGAUCUGUCCAGGUGCAUGCGCAUCAGAAUCGCAAGGAAACAAGCCCGAAGCUGGUUUCGUCCAAGUUAUCAAGAAGCUACAAACUAUGGAAUAUAAGAUGAGAGCAAGGAAGAAAGGGAUAAGUGAUAACGAUCUUCAUGGCGAAGCGAAGGAGCUAGCGAAGGAAAGAAAAAGGAACUACGAGGACAACGACGAUGAGGAGCGCGAUCGAGCCAAGCCCGAUGAUGGCGAGCGGGCGGUUCCGGAACAGUGCCUUUUUUAUCUCGAGGAGUCGCACAAGAGAGACAUCUGUCGGGACGAUUUCGGCCGGGCCAGUACGGAAAGUUUUUUAACCCCAAGGGAGAAUCGAUAUUGGUUCAUGAGUGGGUUGCGUCUGCGGCAUUGCUGCGAACACGCGGUGGUCAACGCCCUGGCGCCUGGUAAGGGAGGCCCGCUCGAGGACGUGCUAAAUGGCGGCCGGAAAUGCGCCGAUGCUUUGGAGAAGCUGUUGCUCGUCGACAGGCUCGCCGCCAGAUUACACUGCGAGUUUGAGGAAGUCCUGGCGCGCUAUGACUGUGCCCAGCCGUACUCGGUCAUCCACAAUUGCAACCACUGCAAGGAAGCGUAUAGAAAGUGGGUGUGCAGCUCCCUGGUGCCUUACUUUGCUCACGGGGGACCGCAGGACUUGGAGUCCUCGGAGGGAACUUGGACUAGGAUAAGACCGUGUCUAUCCCUCUGCCAGUCCGUGGAACAACGUUGUCCUUAUUUGCUUCCGGGUGACCGUGCCCCCGCGUACCCUACACAAUAUGCCGGCGAACCUACCUUUCUUUGCAGAGACCCGAACAUACUUGAGACGGGGGAACAAGCUACGAGGGCGUUGCACAGUAGCGACGAACGAGAAUGCUGUUUCCACGUGUGCUCGGAACAGGAGCUAGACUUGGGAAUCUGUGCGAAUUGUACCGAUCGCGAGCUACGUAAACGAGGUAGAGAGUUCGAUCCUCCGACGGCACCCCACUGCGAGAUUACACCUAUUCAAUCGGAGUCUGCAGAUGAGGAGGAAGCAGCAGGAUGGCCAGUGUUCAUGGAUGACAAGGACAUCGAGUUCGGUUCAACGUCGACGUUCUUUCCAAUGAUUUUGCACGAUCAACAACAGCAGCAGCGACAACAACAACAAUAUCAGGGUACAUCUUUAUGCGGGAGUGGUGGAGUCGGCUCGAUGACGUCGAGUUCGUCGAAUCGUGCAACGGCUUCUCACAUAGUGCAUUUUCUUUGCUUGUUAUCAAGCAUGAUCCAAUUCUUCCGGUGGUCGUGCCUGUUGUUGGGGAGUUUCUCGAGGAUGAUCGUCGUGCUCGUGCGAAACGUCCUACAUUCGGGAGGUGGGUUUGCGUUCUUCGUCGUUGGAAGUGAAAGAGUUAAAGAAGAAGAAGAAGAAGGAAGAGGAGGAAAAGGAGAAGAAAGUGGAGGAAGAAGAGGAGGAAGAGAAGGAAGAGAAAUGCGAUCGAUCGAGGAGAUUCGGCCUCGUUCUCGUUCAGACUGCUUCUGCUUUCGAUGGUGGUGUCCAUCGUUGUCAUCGAUGAAUAGAAAGUUGACCAUCUCUCUAAAUAAGAAGGAUAAUAAGAAUGAAGAAGAACAAGAAAAGGAAGACGAAGACGAUGACGAUGAUGAUAAUGAUGAUGAUGAUGAUAAUAUUGAUGAUAAUGAUAAUGAUGAUAAUGAUGAUGAUGAUGAUGAUGAUGAUGAUGAUGAUGAUGAUGAUGAUGAUGAUGAUGAUGAUGAUGAUUAUUAUGAUGAUGAUGAUAAUGAUAAUGAUAAUGAUGAUGAUGAUUACGACGACGCAAAAGAGGAGGAGGAGGAGAGAAAGAAAAAGGAGAAGAACUGGCGUAAAGUUUGGUGGAGACAAUGGUGUUGUUGGUGGAGUUUUUGGUGUAGAAAAUACAGAAAUAACGAAAGAAGUGAGUACCGUCGAAGAAUCGAACUCCUCCCAAUCGUCGUCAACGUCGUCAUUGUCAACGCAGUCGUCGUCCACGUUAUCCUUGAGGUUCGUAGUAACAAAAGGACGACGAAGGAGCGCGAAUCGCGUCGUCGGCCUCGCCAUCGACGGCGCCGUUACAAGCUCGAACCACGUCGUGGCCGUUGUCGUUGGAGAUGGAAAGAAGAGGACUCUGACUCGAGUUUUGUUCAGAGGAAAGAGCCUGAGGGGAGCAUAUUUUCUUUCUUACCAUUUCCUCUUUCUCCUCCUUCUCGUCUUCGUCCAACGAACGAGAGGAUCCUCGAAGGACGAGAUAUCGUUCAUGAUCCCACCACGAUUUAUCCAUUUCUCCAUUCACCAAUCCCAUUUCUCCCUCCGUGUGUUCGCAAAAGGCCAAAGGACGAGGCAGGACCUUGUAGUCGUUAGCGAGCGAUAGGACGAAGACGAGUUAGGACUUUAUCAACGCGACUAUGAUGUUACGCGCUAAGAAGAAGCGAGGAGAGGAUCGUUAUUGUCUAUUAGGCAACUAACGUAACGUCUAACGCUAAUAAUAAUGAUAACAAUAAUACAAUAAUAAUAAAUAAAAACAAAAUAAAAUAAUAAUGAAAUUAAUAUUAGUUAACAAAUAAUAAUAAAAUAAUGAUGAUAAAAUGAUGAUUGAUAAUGAUUACGAUGAUAAUGAUGAUAAUGAUAAUGAUAAUGAUAAUGAUGAUGAUGAUGAUAAUGAUGAUGAUAAAGACGAUAAUGAAGAUGAUGAUAAUGAUUAUGAUGUUUAUGAUUGAUGAUCGACGAUCGAUCGAUAAUCAUCAAUAAUGAUAGUUUGACAAUGAAUUUGAGUGUGACGUCGAAGAGGUUGAUAAUGAACGGUGAUAGUGAUGACGAUAUAUAUAUAAAAAUGGCGACGAUGAUGAUGGCGAUGGUGAAAAAAAAAGAAAAGGAAAGAGAAACGAUGAUCGAUGAAAAUAAUGAAAUAAUAAUAAUAGUGAUUAAUAUGAUGAAGUAACGAUUUAAAUAAAUAAAAAAAGGAGGAUGAAUAAGUAACGUUAACGUAAUGAUAGAUUGAUAACGAUACGAUUACUAUUUAUUGUACACCAUUUCGCAUACACAGAAGCACUCACGGAGUGACGAACGCCAAGAGAUGAGAUCUGUUGUAAGAAGAUUGAAGAAUAAGAAAAUAAAGACGAAGAAGAAAAAGCAGAAUGGAAAUGAAAAUAAAAUGGGUAAAGAACACAAAAAGGAGAAUAAAAAAAAGAAAAAAGAAAAAUAUAAAAAGGGAUGAAGGAGUGUGUGAGAGAGAGAGAAAGAGAGAACGAAAGAGAAAGAAAGAACGAAAAGGGUCACGGCACGGUGAUGGACACACAAACACACGUAUAAAGGAAUUAAAGGUUAAACGAGACAACAUUUUGAGAAAAAAAAUAAACAGUGUAGGUAGAUAGUUUUCUCGAUGGAGAAGAGAUGGGAUAAGACGAAGAGGCGCUAGGGGCAAGAAACCAGAAAUUAAUAAGCACGACGUUAUCGAGAUAUAAUAUGUGUUCGUUUAGACAUUACCAUAACAUAAUAAUUAUUAUAUUUAAUAUAGAUACUUAACUAUACGAGAUGAGGAAGAGAUGAAGAGAGAAUGCGUGCGUGUGAAUGCCGAGUGUGAGAGAGAGAGAGAGAGAGAGAGAAGAAGAAGAGAGAGUGAAAUUGUGUGAGAAAGAAAGAGAGAGAGAGAGAGAGAGAGAGACAGACAGAAGUAAAAAGAAUAAAGAAUAUGAGAAUACGAGAGCCUAUGCGAUAUGUAAAAAGAAAUAACGGAUCGUAAAGAGAUUAUAUGUCUCGACAAGACAAAAAUUGGGGUUUGAUACGACGGAAGGAACGAAUUAGUGUUUGUGUUUGUGCGUGCAUAAGAAAGGAAAGGAGAAAGAAUGAGAGUGAAUUAGAGAGUGAAUGAAAGAUAGAUACAGAAAGAGAGAGAGAAAGAGAGAAAAUCUAAUAGAAAAUCUACGGCCGUUUUUCCGUUUAAAUAAAAAUCCGGACAAAAAAACAAAAAAAAAAAAAGGAAGAGAAAAACGUAAGCGUGUUUCCUUUCUACGUUCUUCCUUCUCCGCGAUGUUUCUUACCUCUCGAAAUAGGACUUCUGUUGUUUUUUGAUCACUUUAUACCGAAGAUACAUAAAUAAGAAUUUAAGAGAAAAAAAAAAAAAGAAAAAAAAAGAAGAGAGUAGAAAAUCCGUGACGUAAGCUCGCGAGGAGCAAGAGGAAAAAGCGAAGGGAAGCGCGAAGAACUCUCUCUUUUUCUUUUUUAUUUUUUUAAUUUUUUUAAUUUAUGAAUAUUUUCUUCUCUCGCAUAGAUAGAAGAAUUCACUUAAAUCUUUCCAUGAUGGUUAGUUCGAGUCAACUCAAACUUACUUACUUUUGUUAAAAAUACAUAGGAGAAAGAAAAACAAAAUAAAAGAAGAAUAUUAUCUGCCCCAUUGGCAAGCCAGAGCGGACGCUCGCGUACACUACAAUUAAUUUAAUGAGUGAAAAAUGAAAAGUAUUGAUAUGUGUGUGAAAGGAAGAGUGUAGAUGAGAAGAUAAAUAGAAAGAGAGAGAGAGAAAGAGAAAAAAAAAGAAAAAUUGAAACAACGGUGCGAAAAUUAAACAUUAUCAAAGAUCACACGUGAUAGGCACAAAUUUGUCCAUCGCCUAAACGAAUUCACGAAGCAUUUUUCUUUCUUUAUUUUUUUUUUUUUCCUUUUUUUUUACGCAAUCGAGAAGAAAAAGAGAAGUGAAAGGAAAGCGGAGAACUUUUCAAUCCUGCCAUAAAAUCUCUUGUGUUUAAAUAAUGGCAUUCGGUCGGUCAUCAAUGAUGCUGCGAAAAAAAACAUAAGGGCCAGGUAGGACCAUUUGACGAAUCAGACAUUCCAUUCUCUCUUUUUCACUUUCUUUUCUUUCUUUCUUCUUACUUUUUUUUUUGUUCUCAGAACUUUCUUCAACUUUUUUCUUCUUUUCUCUUGAAAUUAUUGUUCGCGAACUUCUCUUUUCUUUCUUCCUCCCUCUCUCUCUCUCUCGCUCUCUCUCUCUUCCUCUCUCACUCUCUCUCCUUCCCUCUCUCUCUUAUAUUCUCGCGGGAUAAACGCUGCUGCUGACUCGUUCUCAAUUUCGAUGGCCUCGCGUAGAAUGGAAUCGUCCGAUGUAGUCAGGGACGUUCGAUUUCAGUAGUAACGCGUGAAAUAGGCUGGGAGUAAAGGAAGAAAAAGGAAAAAGAAAAAAGAAAGAAAAUGAGAACAACCUAUUUAAAAGUCGGUCACGCAAUGUAGGUCGACUAUAAUGUUAUUUAUUAGCUGUUUGGAGAGUGGACGAUUGAUCGCGUACAUAUAUCGAUGGAGAGAAAAGAAAAGAGAAGAGAAGAGAAGAAAAGAAAAGAAAUGAAAAAUAGGAAAACAAGUAAGAGAUUGUAAGUUUUAGCCAUAAACCCGCGUAUUCACAAUAUUUUAAUCUAAUAAUUCUUGAAUAUUAAAAGCAAGAAAUGAAUAAAGUGCUAUUUUUUUUUUCUUCGUAUUAAAAGGUUAAGAAGAGGAGAAAGGAAAAAUUACGAACAUAUGAAAUGUCAUAUUGGAAAAUAUGAAAUAAUGGGAAAAUAAUGAACGAGUAAUCGACGCCACUUAACAGAACAAAAUGUUCCAUGUUUUUUUCGAUAAUAACACGAACGAUAUAUAAUCGACGGAUUCUUCUUCCUUCGAAAUUAUUUUUUCCUUCAUAUCCAAGGACUUUUUGGUUUGAUGAUGUUCGAUGCUUAAAAAAAAAGAAAACGAAAGAGAAAAAAACACGAUUUUUAUCGCGAAUCGAAAAGAUCAUCGGCUAAGCUACGCCAUAUUUUACCGGAUCAGACGAUCGUAACCAAAGAUUGAUUCUCUCCCCCUCCUCCCACUAUAAAAUCUCAAGCAAAACUUUCUCAAUACAACACCACCCCCAAUCCUAUCUUAUCCCUACUACCACCUCGCCAUUCAGUCGAGAACACAAAAUCUGCGUCUACAAUUGGCGCACGGUGCUCGUAAAUGGAAAUUAAAGAAUCCGAUGGUACGUAUCUGCUUUACUCUCUAUCUUCCAAUCAUCGUCGAGUCUGAAUAAAUAUAUAUAUAUAUAUAUAUAUCGACACCUAGGAGUUUCUCAUGAAAAAUGACCAUGUUCAGUACAAUAACACAUAUAUUUUAAAUCUAAUUCUAUGUACUAAUGUGGUAAUACCCGUCGAUGUUACUCUUCACAUUUACCAACAAUACUUAUCCGAUAGGAUAUGCAAAAGCUAACUAAUCUCGAUCGUCGACAUUUGUCGUUGGUGAGGUAAAGCCGAUUAGACUCGUUGACGAUAUAUGCAUUAAGAUAGAUGCGAUGCUUUGAGUUUCCUCUUUUCGAUCAUCAAUCGUUUCAAUCCGGUACAUUUCCAAAAACUUUAAGUAAUUUAUUUUCCAUUUGCCAAAAUCCAUUGCGAACUCUUUUACUCUCGAUAAUAUUUACUAAAUUAGUUUUAAAUCCGAAUUUUAUUCCUUUGAUCGAAUCUCUUUCGAUUUCUUUUUCAUUUUUUAUUUUCUUUUUACAUGAUCGUUCCACUCGAAUUUCGCAUAAAAGAUUAUCGAUAAUUAAAAACUACCAAAUGGAUUCUAUAUCCGUAUAACAAUUAACCAUAUAAAAGCAACUAGAUUAGUUUUCUCGCCAAGCGAGUUAUAUAUCUCAUAUAAUUUUUUUCGAAACGUAGAAGCAAGUGCAAUCCGCUUUUCGCAUCCGACGACACUCGACCCAGCCUUUUGUUCCUAUAUAUCUUCCUCUCGAGGGUUAAACGCUUCUGAUAUCUUCUCGAGGCCGAUCCAUCCCACUACCCUUCUCCUUUUCCCUUUUGAUCCACCCCUUCUUUACCAUUCCCUCUCAUAUACAGAAGAAGUAGAUACCCUCCUCGUUCAUCCCUCUUUACUUUCUGGUCCUCUCGAACUUCCCUCCUUUUUUCCACGAGUUCACCAUUUUUUUUCUCCCUUCGACAACAUACAUGUACUGCUAUCAACAUUUUACACUAACAGAGAACAAAGAAAAAGAGAGAAAGAGAGAGAGAGAGAAUUUUCAUUUGAAUUAAAGAAUUUCUUCGAAUUCGUCACGUGCUUUAGAACGAUUCGAAAGGGUGUUAAAAUAAUAACGGUAAUAAAUCUUUUUCGAAGGUUACAUAGAAAUAGAGAGAAAGAGAGAGAGAGAGAGAGAGAGAGAGAGAGAGAGAGAGGUAGAUAGAUAAAGAGAAAAGGGAGUAACCGUAGGUCCUUCUGUCGGUCGAUUAGGGUCGCUUGGAGAACGGCCUAAAGAUGGAGCUUAGGAGAGAGAGAGAGUGAAAGGAGAGAGUAAGAGAGAAAGAGCAGUGCGGGUGCAGCUAGGAGGGAGAGAACAUACCGGAGAAGGGAAAGGACUGAAGAGCUGGUUGGGUUUUGGUGGAGGCAGCUAGAGGGUGGUGCGGGCGGUUAGGGGUGGUAGAGUGGAUGAGAGAGAGAGAGAGAGAAAGUGAGCGGAGGAGAAGAGGGGAACUGGAGUACGUAUUGAUCUCACAAGUCUCUCAACACAUAGCGUCCGCAUAAAACAGGCCACCGUCAUCGUCCUCCUCAUCGUCGUUAGGUUCCUCAUCGUCAUCGUCAUCGUCCUUCUCCUUCUCUUACCUUUCGAUUUUCCUAUUUUUCUCACCUCUCUGUUGUUGUUGGACGGAAGAAGGACAGAGAGAGAUAGAGAGAAAGAAAAUGAUAAAAGUAAUCCGUUUAGGAGAACGUUUUACCCUCCUCAUAAUACUCGGCUACACAACCCCUCUCUUUCGUUGGAUCGAGCAAAGUGCAACCACGUUCCACUCGACGUUUGUUACAUACAAUGAGAAAAAUCUCAUGUCCUCUCUUCUUUUCCCUCUCCCAACAACCGUACUCAGCUAGCAAGUGAGAACGACCCUCCUCGCGUUACCAAAGAGAACGCUCGAAUUUCAUUCCCCUUUCUCUUUCUACCUUUUCCACUUACACUUUUUACAAUUUUCCGUUCAUUAUCCUUUUGCUUUGUGAUGUAUCCGUCGAAACUUCUUUUCACAAGCAUAAUCUAUUAUAUAUAUAUAUAUAUAUAUAUAUAUAUAUAUAUAUAUAAACCUAACUAUCCGGGUAUAUAAUAACCAGUAAGUAUAUAUAAUAACACGUAACUAUCUAGUUAUAAAGUUCUUAUCCUGUUGAACUUUGAUUAGCUUUUGAAAUAAAUCGAUUUCAAAAUUAUAUAAAAUUGAUUUGUUUAUAUAAUAUAUAACAACGAAAGAAUGAAAAGAAAUAGUGAAAAGAGAAAGAGAGAGAAAGAGAAAAAGAAAGAGAGAAAGAAAACGUUGAGAAGUUCGUUUCGUCGCGUUAAAAGCACCGAAAUUUGUCUUCCUUUUCUUUAACCAACAACACGCGCAAUUCUGACAGCACGAGCUUGGGAAAAAUGGCCGACGUAAAAUUCAAUUUCGCGCUUCACGGAUUUCACAAUUUCCAAAUAUAGAGAAACAGAGAAAGAGAAAAAGAGGAACGACGCGCAAAGGACGUGCUUAGCUUUUCUUCUUCUUCUCCGACGAUCGCGAGACGCAUCAUCAACGUCAAAAUCCGUCCACGAUCGAUGAUGGUCGCGUGCGAUUGUUGAUUAGCCAUUUAACAAAAAAAUAAAUAAAUAAAAAUAAUAAUAAAAAUAAUAAAAAAUAAAAGAAAAGGCAAACAAGCCUUCAUCGAACGAACGCAAACUUAAAAGUCCGAAAGCAGCUCAGGUACGCCAUUUACAUUUUUACUUCUCUUUUUUAUGACUAAAAAACACAUUCGACGUGAAAAAAAAUUUGCUAUUCGAUGUUUCUUGUUUAACAUUUAAAACUGACCGUAUAAGGAGUCAACCUUCUCGGACGAUUUCACUCCAAGUACUAACUACAUAAUAAGAGUAGAAAAAUGUUUACACACAGAAAGAAAGAGAGGGGGAAAGAAAGAGAAGGGAAGAGGAAAAGAGAGAAAAGAAAGGGAACACUAUCCGAAUUUCUAAUCAUAUUUCGCGAUAUGAAAGUCCAACUGGAGAAAUAACAAGUUGUUGUUAUUGUUGUUGUUGUUGUUGUUGCUUUUUUGUUUUAUUUUUUCUAAUAUUCUUUUUUUCUAAAGCUUUCCCAAAGAGAUUCUUGCAUCGCAUGCUUAGUGAAAAUGCCCGAGCUGGUCGACCAAGGAUUUUUAUUGACGACAAAGUCGAAGCGAACGAAAAAGAGAGAGAGAGAGAGAGAGAGAGAGAGAGAGAGAGAGAGAGAGACAUGAACCAAUCGAUAGAUGGAUAGAUAGUCAAGUAGUGAAAGAGAGAAAAAGAGAGCGCGCGUUAGGAAGAAAGAGAGAGGGAGAGGAGAGAGAGAGAGAGAGAAAGGGAAUGAAAACGUGUGCGUGUACGUGCUUGCGAUUGGACGAGCGUGUGCGAGAGUGAGGAAAAAGAGCCACUGCCUUAGCGACAGAAGGAUCCGUUAUAAUAAAAAAAAAGGCCUUAGGAUGUAACAAACCAGAAACAUAAUUAGUCUUAAGUAAGUCUGUUGUUGUUAACGAAGAUAAACGAGAACAAAGAAAAAAAGAAAAAAAAUAAUGAGAGAGAGAGACAGAGAAGAAGAAAAAAAAGCAAACAAACAAACAAACGAACGAACGAACGAACGAACGAACGAACGAACAAACGAACGAACAAACAAACACACACACAGAAGACGAAGUGAAAUGAUAUUUAGCGGAAACCAAGGAGAUCAAUGAUGUUGACAUAUUGUAAAAUUAAUGAAUGAAAUUAAUUAGCCGUUGUAUUUUAAGCGCGUAAAACGUAAAAUAUACUUAUAACUCCCUCGUGCCCGUAAUUAAGUAGGGAUAGUAAUGUACGUAGGAUUAUUGCAUGCUUGUCGCGAUCGUGAAAAAUCGGAAUGGAAGGCGAAGAUAAAAAAUGAAUAAAUAAAUAAUUAAAUAUAGGGACGGAGAGAAGAUUUGAGAGAGGUAAAAAAGAAAAAAUAGAAAAGGGAGACGGAUAAUAUAGUAGGCGUAAGAACGACGAAAGACGACACGUCGUGCGUGAAUCUUUUUUGAUUUUUCACAUAAUAGAGAUUAUUAGAAGAAGAGAAACGAAUAUGAGAGUUCGACGAUCAAACGAGAUCUCCAAAAUGAUAAUAAAAUCGUUAAAUAAUUAAUUAAGUAUCGGUAGGAAGAGAAAAAAAAAUAAAGGUAGAAAUAUUUCGUCGUACGUCUUACGCUACGAACGCGUAAAGGAAAUAACAAAAACAAAAACAAAAAAAAAGAAAAAGAAAGAAAAAAAACAUUUGUACUAAUGAAAACUAAUAAACAUUUAUACACGACGUACGUGUCGUGCGUGCCGUAGUUAAUGGUGUAGCAGCUAAUCGUGUUAAAACAAUAGUAGAUAACAAAAGAAAUGCUGAAAAGUAGUAUUGUUCCGCGUUUAAAGAAAAUAUCCAUCUAGGGAUCUCGUUCGAUCGUUAGCGUACGAUCGCAACACGUGACAAAUCGAGUUACGUGAAAGUAACAGGUCGGCCUAUCGUAGUCGGCCAUCUUUCAAGUAUCAACUUAGUUAAAAUUUUCGCGGGAAGAAGAAAGCGAAGUAGGGUGAUGGAUACAGCUCGAACUAGUCGAAUGAAUCUUGUAAAUCCGACUUAAAUUAAUGUAUAUACAGUCAAAAUAGUCAGUAUGUACAAAUAAGUCGAAAUUAAGCAACUUAUUCGAGAUAUCAUUGAAUUAUUCCACAACUUAAUUCCUCUUCUUCUCGUGAGUGCUCGCGACAAGGACACAUGAAACAUACGCACAAAACCAAGCGCACGAGCCCAUAUAUACCGCACAUACGCACAUACAAACGUCCUCGUUUCUGUCAGAAACAUCGAUACAUACGUUUAAAAUCGAUCGCAAAAUUUUCAUAAAUCUUUAAAUAUUAUAUGCCUCGUAGUCCGCCUUGUAAUCGAUCAGACAGUCUUAGGAUUCUACUCUUCUUCCGCGGUGUCGCGAGAACACCUAUGAAAUGUUUUUAAUAACGAGCAUCGUUCCACACGAAUCGUAUAUAAUACUUUUUAUCCUACUUGUAUAUAGUCAUGUAUAUACGCAUAUAAUAUACAUACGUACGACGGAAGAAGAGAAAGAUUCUUUUUUCUUUCUUAUUUUUGAAAGUGAGAAAUUAAAAAAAUAUGUGUGUGUGUGUGUGUGUGUAUAUAUAUAUAAAUACACACGCACAACACAUAUGUAUUAUAUCGUUUUCCGACACCGAUCAUUCUUUGAUCCUUUAUCGUUGUUACGCGAAGGAUUCGAAUGAUCGUUGGCAGAAGAAUUAAAAAAGAUAGAAAAAAAUAAAAAACGAUACACCGACGAAACUUCGUUGUUCGUGGUGCAUACCUCGACUAAUUGAAAGGGCAUAUAUAUAUAUAUAUAUAUAUAUAUAUAUACAUAUAUAUAUAUAUAAAGAAAAUAAAAAAUAAAAAAAAGAAUAAAAAAAAAAUAAAAGCGUAAUAAAAGCAAACGACGACACGAGUCGGGGCUCGCUCGUCCGAUCGAUCGCAUUUACAUAGACAUAUAGAUUAUACACGCUCACGCAUGCUAUAGCAGCAGCGGUGACUUAGUCACGUCGCAAUUAAUCGGAUUUAUCGAUUCGAUCGAACCGAGUCUAGGAGAGGCUCAACCUUCCUUUUCCUUUCCCGUUUCCCCCUUUACCUUUACAAUGUCGAUCGGCUUUCUCUCGCACGCGUGCACGUGCACGUGUACACGUGACUAUACUCCCUACUAAUCACCUGGGGGAAAGUUUCGUUUUCACCUUUUCCUCUUUACAUUCUCUCUUUUUUUUUCUCUUUCUCUCUGUAUCUAUCUCGAUGAAAAAAAAAAAAAAAUGAAAAUUUUCAAAUAUUCACAUAAAAACUUCGCGAAUAUUUUCUCUUUUCCUUUUUUUAAUUUCAUACAAUUGUAGCAUUUAUUUAACAGAAUUUUUAUCACAGGUCAUUGACACGUUAAAUAUCUCAUAGUUUAUUAAAGAUUAUCCUUUUUCAUUUUUAAUACCCUUGUUCUUAAAUGGACACAUGCCAAUUAUGUUUAUUGAACAAAUGUGUGAGAAAGAACAGUGUUACAAGGAUAAAAUAUUUCAAGACUUUUCGUUUUUUUAUCCUCCAAUCGUUUACUAAAUGUCCAGUUUAUUUUUACUCCUCUUAUUGCUACUACUUUCGGUAUCACACAUAUACGAGUAGAUACGUAGUUACAUAGGUUCGGGAAAAUUUGGGUUUCACGGAAACGUCCUCGUUUUCCAAAGUAAUCAAGAUUAUGUAAGAGACGGGAAAGCUCGACGAAAGGCAAGAGAUUUGCACGAAUCUCGGACGGAAUUCAGGGAGAAAUUAAGCUCUCCAACCUGCCUUUCAUAGGCGACCUCGUGAGCAUCAACAUUCUAAAUAUUCAACGUCGUCGCUCGCCUUACUCUUGGAAAUCUUUUUCUUUUUGGUUUUUUGUUUUUUCUUUUUCUUUUUUUUCUUCUAUCUCUCAAAAACUCGUUUCACCGACUUCUCUUUACGUCAAUGCAUUUUUCCAAUUAUAUUCACUUUGCACUCACCCUUCUCGCUUUCACUUUGAUCUUGACAAAGGAUCUCUCAUGUUGAGUGAUACCACACGUAACAAGCUAGUAUCACUUUUAAAAAUUCUGUAUUCAAGAAAGAAAAAGAUAAAGAGAGAAAGAUGAAGAGAAAGAGAGAGAGAAAGAAAGAGAGACGUACUAUUGAAUAAUUUCUUCAUGAAUAUUUGGAUAAAUAAAUAUUAAAUCCAUUAGGAACAUAAGAAAGAGAAAAUAGAAUUUUGAUUAGAAAACUUAUCUCAUACAUACAUACAUACAUAAUUUACAUACGUGCACGCGCAUACGCGAGACAAAGUUAGUUUAUUUACUAGAUCGUUGAGAAAAACAAAUAUGUUAAUAUUUCAUUUCUCUGGUAUACAUACAUACAUACAUACGUACGUACGUACAUACAUACAUACAUAUAUACAUGCAUAUACAGAAAAGGGAGAAAAAAUUCUCCGUCCUCGAGCAAAGCCAAUGAUUGGUUGGGAUUAUCAAAAAAGAGUCACGAAGAUGUCAUUAAGUCGUCGUCAUCAUCGUCGCCUUCUUCGUCGUCGUCGUCGCCAUUUUGGUUUUUUCGUUCGUAAAAACGACGAGAGAAAGUGAGAUCGUUUUCUCGUCGGUAAUAACAACUCGCUCCGACCUCCUCUCCGUCCGGAUUUCGCAUCGCGUUCGCGACAAAUUAUCGUCGUUUAAAACGGUUUAAAAAAGGUAGAGAUUCCUUAGAAUCUUGGCCUUAACCGAACGUAGAGAACACCAGUGUCUAAGAGUAAGUAUAGUUAGAGGUAUAAAAAAAAAGAAAGAGAGGAAGGAAGGACGGAAGGAAGGUCAUCAAGGAGAGAUUCUUACUCGUCUUCCUUUUCCACCUUCUUCUUCUUUCUCUUCUUCUUCUUAUUCUUCUUCUUCUCCUUCAGUCGACACAGAUUUCCUUGGCGAUCUUCUAUCCACAAAUCGAAUGUGGAAAAAGAUCGGCAUUUUACGCUCUCGCGAUACGGGCCGUUGGAAGCUAAAAACGAGCUCAUCCAUUGGUCAACGUGAAAACAGAAAGAAAGAAAGAAAGAAAAGGGGCGAAUAAUGAUUGACCAAUAGGAGUUAAAACGAACUCAUCCGUUGGUCAAUAUAGAGAAAAAGAGAAAAAGGCGAGUGACGAUUUGUUGGAAAGGGGAGAAAAUCGAAAAGAGUAUUGCGAAUAAAAAAGGACGUUUCUUUUUUUAUUCUUCUUCUUUUUUUCUUUUCGUUAACACGCAAAGGGAUGAACCGAGAAAAGGAAUGUCAUCGUUAUUCUUACCUGUCGAAACAAUUCACCCUUGUUCCCUUUUUUCCUUUCGUUUUUUAAUUCUCAAUUCUUUUAAAACCAUUUUUAAAAAGAAAGAUAACGAACAACGUCGAAAGCAAACUCUUUGACGAUUUUCUACCGAAGUUUACGCGUUUGAACACUCUCCGCGGCCGUAGUUUAUUCCAUUAAGGAAAUUAAUUAAAAGAGAGAGAGAGAGAGAGAGAGAGAGAGAGAGAAAGAGAGAAAGAAAGAGAUAGAGAGCUUGCUAGAUAGAGAAAGAGAGAAGCACGAGUAUGCGUGAUGAUAGUUAAAGUGCGUAUCAUGGAAAAGCUCGAAAGGGAAUUAGAUUCGUUCGUCGCUUUCUCGUUCUCCUCCUCAUUCUCCUCUUACUCCAAAAGUCAUUUAAUAUUUUCUCACAAAAAUCGUCGCUAACAUAUCCCCAAAUGAAAUUCCAAAAAUUCCUUAACAUUCCCAUCCUUAAUACUUAACUUUCAACGCGCAAUCGACUUUUUCAAAAACUACAUGCAAAUCGCGUCGGCUUUUCUUACCACAUGUAUAUAUAUGUGUGUGAAUGUUUAUGUGUGUGUGUAUAUAUAUAUAUAUAUACAUAUAUAUAUAUAUAUAUAUACACAUGUACAUACAUACGUACAUACAUACGAUCAUAUGCGAUUUCCAUUUUUAAUCGAAUACGCGGUAAUUAUCGCGAUUAUCAUUGUCUCUCUUUGACGAUUAAAAAAAAAAGUAUUAUUUUGAUCGUCGCUUCUCUUUCCUCUGUCCCAUCCCUCCGCUCGAUUACUACAGAUUAUAUAUACAAAUAUUCGUAUUAUGAUGAGAGCGGAAGAGUUCGUGAAUUCUGUAUAUCGCGAGAGAAAUACACGUAUGGCACGUAAAGACGCACAUGAGGAUCGAGAAAUAUAAACAGAGAGAAAAAAGAGAGAGAGAGAGAGAGAGAGAGAGAGAGAGAAUACGCGUUUGUGUGUAUGUGUAUGCGUGUACGUGUACGUUACGUAGUCUGUCUGUAUAUCUGUCUGAAUAAAAAUUCAUCGAGAGAACAACAGAAACUGUGCGUAAGUGAGUAUGAUGAGAAAAAGAGAGAGAAAGCUAGAGAAUGUGUGUGUGUGUGUGUGCGUGCAUGCGUGUGUGUGUGUGUGCACGUAUGCAAGAGAGAAAGAGAGAAAGAAAUAAAGAAUGAUCGAGCGAGAUAAAAAAACAUUAGUCCUGUUUCUGAGUGCUGAGAAUGUUCAUUUGUAAUUGUUUAAAAAACUAAUGAAAAAUGUACUGUAAAACUAUAAGUACUAUAGGCACUAAAAAUAUAUUAUUUGUUGACAUGAAAAAAAAAAUAAAGAAAAAAACCAU
Molecule: messenger RNA, 17010 nt
Organism: Vespula vulgaris
Lineage: Eukaryota; Metazoa; Arthropoda; Insecta; Hymenoptera; Vespidae
Gene: Mid1
Exons: 4
Coding region: 1-4239 (1412 amino acids)
Biological process (GO): calcium ion import across plasma membrane
Cellular component (GO): plasma membrane
Molecular function (GO): stretch-activated, monoatomic cation-selective, calcium channel activity
Source: RefSeq, a predicted model, not a curated record